This is a messenger RNA of Sebastes umbrosus (honeycomb rockfish), 1811 nucleotides long. RefSeq lists its product as uncharacterized. The coding region runs from base 152 to 1561 and encodes 469 amino acids. The record is from RefSeq and is a predicted model, not a curated record. The transcript has 10 exons. NCBI's taxonomy places the organism in Eukaryota, Metazoa, Chordata, Actinopteri, Perciformes, Sebastidae.
CCUGAUAGAUUUGCGCAGUUUGCAGUUUGCGCAGUGAUGACGCAGACAGAGCAGCGCGAGAAGAGAAGCCUCUCCCAGUUCUGUUGUUUUCUUUCUUCCUCUAGUAAAACUCAAACUCGACCGGAACACAGAAGGGAAGAACUCUGCAGACAUGUUGAUCUUCUACCUGACUGUUUGCUGCGUCCACCUGUUGGGUGCUUCAUCUGUUAGAUCUGUGUCGGAGUGCUACGGCAGCAGUUUGACGUUGCCGUUUUCUUAUUCACCACCCAUAUUUGAUGGACCGCUGUACUUCAUUUCGAAAUCGGGAUCCAGGAAGCUCCUGAUGGAUGAGGGGAAGUCAAAGGACCGACGCCUCAAAGUUUCCCUUGGCCGGGUUAGAUUCACAGAUUUGACUGAAAGACAUGACGGCGGAUCUUUUUCCGUGUCAACUAAUGGCAAUAGAACACACGUUAUCCUCUCACUGACAAUUAAGGAAUGUUCUGAGACGAUAACGCAGUAUUACGGGGAUAUAUAUUCCAUUAAUAUUCCUAGAGAGGCUGAAUUCCUGGAGUUCACUCCCCUUGGCAAAGUGAAAACGCAAACGGUCCUGUGGAAUCGCACUGCUCCGACCAGUCAGAGAAGUAGAGGGUCGAUAAAGCAUAAUGGCUGGGUGAUGAAGGACCUCACUCAGGAUGACAUGGGCCACUACAACGUCAGAGCAAAAGACAACACUUUGCUGUCUCGGAAAGGGCUCGCAAUAGAAGCGAACAAAAGAACCAUUCCUGCAAAGGUGAACGAGAUGCUCGCCAUCAAGUAUCCUCGAGUACCGACUGACACCCUGUGGACUGUGACUUUUACACCUGAGGGGAAGCCGCCAUUCACAUUGAUAGAAAGAGGUCACAGCACCCAACACGAAAUAGGAAAUAACUUUUUCCCUAUUGAGGUUAAGCAGGAUCGCUUUGUUAUUGAUCCUGUGAAAAGCACCGACUCUGGCACCUUUGAGUUCAUAGACCCGCAAGGCAACCUGGCCCUGACUACGGAAGUGGUGGUACAAAAUAACCCUAAACCAUUUAAUAUGUUUGUUUAUAUUGGUAUCGGUGUCGCGGUUGCCCAUGCGCUGAUUUUGUGCUGUUGCUGUGUGACAAAGUGCUGUUGUAAAAAGAGCUCUUCUAAAAGGGACGAGUCCGCUCCUCAGACUGCAUCUGCGCCGGCUGUGUAUUACCAUGAUUUGAAUCAACCUGCAGGCCCAAGUUCCUCUGCUGCACCUGCUCCGGAUAACUCAUAUCAGCCGAUGAAUUCCCUCUUUUCUAGAGAACCUACAAAUAUCUCUCUUGAGCCACCGGCGUACAGCUCAAUGAAUAUCCAUGUGAACCCCCCUCAGCCUGAGUUUGCACCUCUAGGACGGCAGGGACUCGAUCCAGCUCCUCUACUCGGCUCCGAUUGUCUCUCCUCGGACCCUGAGCAAAGGUUUGAGCUGAAGGGACUAACUUUUCCUUCUGCUCCCCCCCUCGGUUCAGACUCAACUGUCUGUGAUGUUUAUACCUCAGAUAAACUCAGCCACGGCUACAGCUAUCAUUCAUGAUAUCAUUCACACCAUGUUGACCGGACUUAUCGUAGGUUAAAAUGCGGAAUAGUCUUUCUAUGAAUAUAAACACUAAUGCGGUGUGAUCAAAGAGGCCAGUGCUCCAGUAACUCUUGAUUACUCAGCAUUAGGGAUGUCCAUAAAUAACCGUUUAACCGUUAACCGACAUUAAACAUUUUAACCAGUUAACGCUAUCGGUUAAAACGGUUAAAAGAAAUAUUAAUAAUUAACUCAAAAGCUGAGCGGCUCA